AUGACGACUAGAUCUAAACGUAAAGCCGAACCACCAGAAUCUAAAGAUGUACUUACUAAAAAACGUAUAGAAAACUCUUGGAUAUUACUAGUCAAAGAGGAUCUCUUGAAAAAUGAUAAUUUCAGUAUAAUAACGUUGCCGCAUCCCGCUCAUGGAGGUCCAUCCAAAUACUGUUUAGAUCAAGCCAAUCUUAAGAUAUACGAAAUCGUAACUUUUAAGGAAGACUAUCGUUCGUGGUUUAUUGAUGAUACAGUUAAGUCCGACGGCAGUCUCAUGAUGGUGACACCGAUUAACCCUCUGUUUUUAGUUUUACCUAAAUUGAGACAAAAGUGUUGUGAUAGGGCUAUGCCAUUAGAAGAUUUACUAUCAGAAAAGGGUUUUGAUAAGCUUAUCAGCUUUUUUAAUGAUCUUAAUGCUAUUGGAGAUUUAAAGGGUUCAGCAGAUCUGAAAGCAUAUAAGUAUAAUGAAGAAAAAACCCUAAUGUGGCUGGAACAGAAAAUUAGGAAACUGUCACAAAUUUUAAAAGAUAGAAAUAUACAUGUGACUUCUGGAGCGAUAUCUGCUACAUUUGUGGCUAGUACUGUAAAUAGUGACAAAGUUGAUGAAGAGUUUUAUCUUAAAUACGCCCAUGGUAUAGUAUCAGAAUAUUUAGAAGAUCAUUUAAUCAAGUUAUUGGAAGAAAGAUUUAAUUUCAAAUCUGACUUGAUUGAACAAGUUGGUAAUAAGAGGAAGUCGGAAAUGGGAGACAGUAAUGAAAUCAUGAAGAAAAUUAAAUUUGAGGCUGAUGAAACAGAAAAUAAACCUAUUGUAAAUAAUGUAGUACCAGAUGUUAAAAAACCUAAACAAUUAACAUCUAAAGAAAAGGCACGACAGAAAGCUGCUAGUGGUACCAAGACAAUAUCAUCUUUCUUUAGUAAAUCAUGA
This is a messenger RNA of Danaus chrysippus (African queen), 924 nucleotides long. NCBI's taxonomy places the organism in Eukaryota, Metazoa, Arthropoda, Insecta, Lepidoptera, Nymphalidae. The record is from the annotation of a GenBank genome assembly.